Molecule: messenger RNA, 1863 nt
Organism: Leishmania braziliensis MHOM/BR/75/M2904
Lineage: Eukaryota; Euglenozoa; Kinetoplastea; Trypanosomatida; Trypanosomatidae
Exons: 1
Coding region: 1-1863 (620 amino acids)
Biological process (GO): microtubule-based movement
Cellular component (GO): dynein complex
Molecular function (GO): dynein light intermediate chain binding; dynein intermediate chain binding; minus-end-directed microtubule motor activity
Source: RefSeq, a predicted model, not a curated record
AUGCCGACGAAUAAGAAUAUCGCCCCACCUCGCAAGCCGAACUCUCCGAUGAAGGUGUUGCCCACUUCCACCGACACGGAUUAUUCUGUACUCACCAAGAUCAGCAGCGUGGCCCAUGUUUGUGUCUCCGUCAAUGACUUGGUUGCGUUUGAAUAUGUCUGCGAGGAGACCAAGGGGUGGAAAUGGGGCCUUGGCACUGUCGCCGCUAUACUGGGCCCGCGUCUCGUGCAGCUGAUGCUGUGGAUUGGCAACGGCGGAGAGACUCCACCGGAGGAGUCACCUGUGUCUGACGCCGACCGUGCAGCAGCAGUGAAGCGGCUGGAGAAGCUACAAAGGAUGCGGCAGGAGGCGGAAGAGGAAAUGGAGGACUUGAACAAGUCACUCACGGUGCAGUAUGCGCACUACAACGAGGUCCGUGCCGCGUAUGAGGCGAAUGCGGUGCGUGCUGAGGAGGCCGCGGCGGAAGCGAGGGAGGAAAUAAAGAACAUGGAAGAGACAGACUGGCGCGAAAUUCGUAGUUAUGUGAAGCCGCCCGACAUUGUGAAACUUGUGACGGAGGCCAUGAUGCUCACGCUCGGUGAGCGUUUUCUGGAGUGGAACUACGUUCUCAAAGUGAUCCGCCAGCGCACGUUUCUAAAGCGGCUGGAGGUGUUCGAUUCGCAGAGCAUCGCACCGGCGACGCGCCGCCGUGUGCGCAAGGAGUACUUGUCAAACCCUCGCUUCACCCACAGGGACUCGAUGGAGGGCAGUCGUGCACUGGGCAUUGUGCAGCGGUGGGUCGUGGCGCAGCUGGCUACCAGCGAGGCAAAGGUGAAUAUCAUCGACUACGAUCGAAUGUGGACCCGUGAGAAGAAGGGCAUUGAGAAGAUGGAGUCCACACUACGUCAGCGUCGGGGCGAGGUGGAGGGGUAUAGGGAAGAGGAAGCGCGCCUGAAAAGGCAGCUGGGUGAUUCGCCGGUGCGCCUCGACUACAGCAAGCGCGCCAACGGUGCCGCUGCACCGCGGCCAAAGGGCACGUCGACCAAGAACGGCUCGAGCCCGAGGGGCGGUAAAUCCGGCGACGGUGCCGUUGGUGCGACGCCGCGUGGUCGCCCAGGUGCACCGCCGCUGCACGAGAAUGUCCAUGGGGCGGCCAACACGUGGAUCUUCAGCGAUGAAAGCAAGAUUGUUUUGCACAGCAGCAUUCUUGUCAACUACGACAAGCCGGCAUCCACGGUGGUGACGUUAACACCUGAGCAAGUGGAGCAGCUCAAGAGUGCUCUGGAGGCCCGCGCCGUCACGUUCGCGGCGCAGCAAAGGGCCGAUAACAAAAUCAAAGGCCUCGAGGACGACCUCGAGAGCCUGCGCGGCGUUCUGGCGGAUGCGCUGCAGGAUCUAGCAGAUGCCAAGGCGACUGGAGCGGCGCACGAAGCUGAGCUUGCUGCAAAGGACCGCGAGAUCGAUGAUGCCAAGGCAGCUGCGGCCGCUACCGCGAAGUCGGCGGACACGAACAGAACAGGCCUACUUCCUGCGGAGGAGCUGGCUGACCAGUGCCGAGAGCUCGAUGGGCUGAAGGCCACCCUCGAGAACGAAAGAAGGACGAGCAAGAAGUCCAGCGACAAGAAGAAUGGAAGCACGCAACGUGAUGAGGCAAAGGUUGUGCUAGAGGAGCGGACGCAAAGCGGCACUGCGCCCAACGGUGACAUGCCGGCUCUCCUCCACGUGGGGGAUGACCGCAUGGCCUCGAAGAUUAUUGACAGGCUAAAGAAGGAGAUCCGCAUCCUGCGCAGCGAGUCGGGGGCUGCUAGCGCCGUGCUGGAUGGUGUUCGUGACACGAUCAACGGGUGCCCCGAGCUGAAGCAGUGCCUUGAAGAGGAAGCGUAA